CAUUACCCAAUGCCCGGGCGAUAGUCCAUAGAUACACUUGUCAACAACAGUCCUCCCAGGCGAAUCUCACUUCAAUAAAUUUCGCCGGAAAAUCAAGAUUCCAGCAGCUCCUUCAUCCACAUUUAUCGCCGAGCUAAAUUUGAGAUAUGGAUGUCAUUUUGGCGACAAUAUUUUUCGGUAUCUUGCUAGCUGUGCUCAUUGUGAUACCCCGACUGCGCGGUAAAUCUGAUCAGCCUAAAAGAAAGGUUGCCUCAAAGGCUCAGAACAAGGCAGUCAAAUCAUAUAGCAAAGCUGAAGUUGCUCUGCAUAACAAGAGAACUGAUUGCUGGAUUAUUAUCAAAGAUAAGGUGUUCGAUGUUACCUCGUAUGUUGAAGAACACCCAGGGGGCGAUGCCAUCCUAGAUCAUGCAGGUGAUGAUUCAACUGAAGGUUUCUAUGGACCACAACAUGCUACACGGGUAUUUGAGAUGAUUGAUGACUUCUGCAUCGGAGAUCUAGAACAUAAAUGAUUACUUCCAUCGAUUGAUUGGUAAUGAAUUGUUCAUGUGAUGACAAAAUUCGAGGAGCUUGCCUACCUCAUAAUAAAGCAUCACUUGCGUCUACGAUGACCUGUUGCCCUGUUUACCAUCUUCCCAUAUCACGCUCUGCACUGCUGAUUUUCCCGAAUUCAAUUGUACUGUCGUCUUCUUUUGUUAAUCAGCUUUGCAUGGAUUUGAAACCCGAUGUAUCAUCCAUUAGUUGUUAUUUAGACAUGCCUUUUGUUCCUAAGUCCCCUUCAAGUUUAUAAAGUAGUUAUGCUGACCAAGAGCUUGCUCCUGACAUUGAAAUGUUUGGUAGUUUUGGGAGUUAUGAAGCUAUGCACUUGGAGUA
Messenger RNA from Solanum dulcamara, 870 nucleotides. RefSeq names its product cytochrome B5-like protein. Bases 147 to 509 code for a protein of 120 amino acids. The record is from RefSeq and is a predicted model, not a curated record. Gene Ontology annotation, molecular function: heme binding. Gene Ontology annotation, cellular component: intracellular membrane-bounded organelle; membrane. The transcript has 6 exons. NCBI's taxonomy places the organism in Eukaryota, Viridiplantae, Streptophyta, Magnoliopsida, Solanales, Solanaceae.